Molecule: messenger RNA, 856 nt
Organism: Papaver somniferum (opium poppy)
Lineage: Eukaryota; Viridiplantae; Streptophyta; Magnoliopsida; Ranunculales; Papaveraceae
Exons: 4
Coding region: 175-591 (138 amino acids)
Source: RefSeq, a predicted model, not a curated record
AAAAGAAAAGAAAUUCUCAUCGUUGAGUUGAGCCUCUCCUCCCUCCCUCUCUCCCUCCAUCGCCACACAUCUCAUCCUCAUUUGAAGGCAGGCAGGCAGCCAGCCAGACCAGUAAGAAGAUCAAUUCUGACUUAUGAAUAAUAUUGAUUUGAUUAGGGGAAGUAGAAAGAUCAGAUGGCACUAAAAAGUGUCACAAAAAUGUUAUCCCAGAGGUUGUUUUCCAGGGGCACUAGAGGCAUUGUUACCAAUACUGGAGGACGAACUGAGACCAGCAAACAUAUUACGGAUGAAAAAUUGCGAAGUCUUUGUGAACGCUUUGAGCAGGCUACUGCAGAAGCAAAGGAAUUCAUCGAUGAAUGCAAUGCUGUCUUUGCCCUAAAAAGGGCAUUCCCCAUGGAUCGAGUCAUAUGGGCAUCGGUCCUUUUCGGUCUUGGUGUCAACACAGUUCAGCAGUUUCAAGAAAUCAUGAAAAGGAGAAAAGCCAUCGAAGAUAAAAAGAACCAGUUGUCAGCUCUUCAUAAUGCCAUCAAAGAUAAAGAAUCCCCUCCUCUCAAGUGUUACGAGCGCCAGCUUUAUCAGCAUAAGAUAUGAGCGCUAAGUUAUCUCUUCGUACUUUUGUACCUGGAGAAUAUUUAAUUACUCAGGCAUGAGCUUACUUUAAGUUAUGUCAGUUUAUUAUUAUUAGCUAGGUGAAGUAUUCACCGGAACCUCUGACCAUAUAAGUUUCCUGUAAUGUGGGGUUAUACAUCUCCUAACUUUAACUUCUGCAUCUAUGUACGCAUGGUGUGCUCCUUUUAAACUGUUAAUGCUCCCAUUGUCUAUAUCUAUAUCUAUUAGAAUCCUUAACUAUUCCGAC